AUGUCCGACCGCCUCCCAUACACCCCGCCGUACGCACCAGGCCACCGCUCGGUCGAGUACCGGAUCCCAGUCCCGACGUCGCUCGACGAGUACCAGAAGGCGCUGCACUACAUGACCGGGCGGACGGCCAAGAAGGAGGUGGAGACCGGCGACUCGGGCGUCGAGCUCAUUGUCUCGGAGCCGUUUGACGACCCGGCGCGCGGCGGUAAGGGCGUGUACACCGAAAAGGUGUACCACCUCGAGUCGCGCAUGCCGGCUGUCGCCCGCAAGCUCCUGCCCAACUCGGCCAAGGUCGUCCAUGAGUUCUGCUGGAACGCCUUCCCCAACAUCCGCACUGAGCUCCACGUCCCGUUCUUCAAGAAGGCCUCGGUCAUCAUCGAGUCGCGCCACGUCGAGGGCCUCGACGUGCCCGACUCGGUCUUUGCCGACGCCGAGCCGUGCCCGUCCGACACCCCGGUCGUCGUCCUCAACAUCGCCUCGGAUCCCACGCCCGAGAAGGAUGCCUGCGACGAGGAGGAGCCCUCGCUGGUCUCAUCCGCUACCACCGGCCGCCUCCCGCUGGCCCGUGACUGGCUCGACACCGCCGCCGCAGGCACCGCUGCCAAGGACACCCCCUACAUCACCGUCUGCAAGCGAGUCAUGCUCACCUUUAGCUACACAGGUGUCCAGAAGAAGGGCGAGACCUCGGGCCUCGACUCGUACAAGCCUAUCUUCCUCACCACCCAUAAGCAGCUGGUCUCCUGGAUCGACGACUGGUUCCCCAUGACGCUCGAGGACUGCCGCAACUUUGAGAUCGAGAUCCUCGAGCAGCUCGAGGCCUCCAAGUCCAAGCCUGAAUCCUAA
Thecamonas trahens ATCC 50062 is the source of this 843-nucleotide messenger RNA. Its product is annotated as phosphatidylinositol transfer protein 2. The coding region runs from base 1 to 843 and encodes 280 amino acids. Lineage: Eukaryota; Apusomonadida; Apusomonadidae. Gene Ontology annotation, biological process: phospholipid transport. The record is from RefSeq and is a predicted model, not a curated record. The transcript has a single exon.